CCAUACACCAAGUUUAGGGCCUUUUAGGCCAAUCAAAAGUAGCUCAAGCUACGCUUAACAGCAACAACAGCAGCAGCAGCAGCAGGUCAAAACAACAGCAACAACACCAUGGCCAGCGCUCCUUUGCUGCUCGAGCAAUUCAUCUACAAGAAACGAAAUUUCGUUUAUGCCUUUGUGCGGCAUCGUCUCUUUACGUUAUGUAAACAAUCGCUAAUACGCGUGCAGUCUGCGGAGGGCAUCAAACGCAUCGAGAUCUCGCCAAAAUCAAAUCUAAAACAGCUUUAUGACAGCGUACAAAAUGUGCUCAAGGUCGAUGGCUUUGGUCUUUUCAUGGAGCGGAACUUUGCCACAGAGCUACACGCAAGCGGCAGCCAGCUGGUGGGCAGCGCUCUUAAGCACGGCGACAUGGUCUAUUUAAAACAGAUUGCGGGCACUUCAUCACGCCGCACGAGCACCACAGCGAUUGACAAUAUGUCGUUCAAUAGCGCUAAGUUAUCCACUGAUAGACUUACCAACAGCUUACGUCCAUCCAUUGAAGUGAUCGAGGAUGAGGUGGAUCAACAGUUGUUUAAAUUGAGUGGCACCAUCAAACGUGAACGCGAUAGUAAGCUUUGUCAUCACAAUGCCAAUGGUUGUUGCGUUCAUUGCUCUCCGUUGGAGCCAUAUGACGAGAAUUAUCUGAAGGAACAUAACAUCAAGCAUUUGUCCUUCCAUUCGUACAUACGCAAGCAAACUUCUGGCAUGGAUCACGGAAAGUAUUUUGUAUUCGAUGACAUUAAUUGUCGCAUUAAGCCUGGCUGUCGGGAGCAUCCACCAUGGCCCAAGGGCAUUUGCUCCAAGUGCCAGCCAUCGGCUAUAACACUGAACCGUCAAACCUAUCGACAUGUGGACAAUGUUAUGUUUGAGAAUACCAAAAUUGUAGAGCGUUUCUUAAAUUAUUGGCGUACCACGGGACAUCAACGCAUGGGAUGGCUGUAUGGCACCUAUGAGCAGCAUACGGAUGUGCCACUAGGCAUACGUGCCAGAGUGGCGGCUAUCUAUGAGCCGCCCCAGGAAUCGUCUCGCGAUUCAAUAAACAUCUGUCCAGACGAGAACGCCGAAGAAGUGGAUGCCGUAGCUAAGGCACUAGGACUUAAAAAGAUUGGCUGGAUAUUUACGGAUCUAAUUACUGAAGAUGCAAGCGCUGGCACUGUAAAACAAAUACGCGGAAUUGAAACACAUUUUCUGACCGCUCAAGAGUGCAUUACAGCUGGUGAGCUGCAGAAUCGUCAUCCGAAUCCAUGUAAAUACGCCACGAAUGGCACGUUUGGCUCCAAAUUUGUCACAAUUUGCGUAACUGGUGAUCAAACCAAGCAGGUGCACAUGGAGGGCUACGCUGUGUCCGCUCAAUGCAUGGCUCUAGUUCGUGAUAAUUGUCUAAUACCUACCAAGGAUGCACCCGAACUCGGCUAUGUGCGAGAAUCGACUGAUAAACAAUAUGUCCCGGACGUUUUCUAUAAGGAGAAGGAUCAAUAUGGCAACGAGGUGCAACGGCUGGCCCGUCCGCUGCCCGUGGAGUAUCUGCUAGUCGAUGUGCCCGCUUCGACACCGCUGCAGCCGCAGUUCACAUUCACCGAGUUCGACAAACGCCAGCCAUUCCCCAUCGAGAAUCGUUAUAUCGAUGGCCAUCUGCAGGACUUCAAUGCGCUGAGCAACUACCUGUCCGCCUGGGGCGAAGAAGACUUUCUCGAGGCCAUCUCGGACUUCCAUUUGUUGGUCUACUUGUACAAAAUGGACAUGUUGCCGUUGCGCCAGCACAUGGGACCGUUGCUCGAGGCGGUGCGUUCCAAGAAUCCUAACAAGGCGGCUGAGUUCAAAUCUGAUGAAGUCUGGAAACUGCUCGAAUCGCUGGUCCAGGCCAGCUCGACUGGCGGUGGAACGGCCAGCUAUCCCAGUGGUGCUACAGCGAGCACUGGCGCCACUGGUGCCGAUGCCAUGGAUUUAGAUGCCAACACAUGGACCUGCAGCCACUGCACCUUCAUCAAUCGCGGCGAGUUGAACUCCUGCGAGAUCUGCUCGCUGCCGAGAUAAGGAUUCAAUUAGUUAAAAGCGUGCUCCAGCCGUCAGCAAAGCGCGACGAAAAAUUCUGGUGUUAAAACAAAACUAAAGAUUCAAUCAUACUUACUAUACAUAAAAAUAGCAGAGCGGCACUUGGAUGCAGUGAAGGCCAAUCGAAGGCGUGGCAACACAAAUUCAUCGCAUGCCGUACGCGUUCUCUAUAAAUGUAAUCUUGUAUAAGAGUUUUAAAAAAAAUUUAAUUUAUUUCUAAAUAAAUUUAAAUUGUUGAGUA
Drosophila navojoa is the source of this 2329-nucleotide messenger RNA. It is a transcript of the gene Npl4, whose product is annotated as nuclear protein localization 4. Gene Ontology annotation, cellular component: nucleus. The record is from RefSeq and is a predicted model, not a curated record. Lineage: Eukaryota; Metazoa; Arthropoda; Insecta; Diptera; Drosophilidae. Gene Ontology annotation, biological process: ubiquitin-dependent protein catabolic process. Gene Ontology annotation, molecular function: ubiquitin binding; ubiquitin protein ligase binding.